Molecule: messenger RNA, 846 nt
Organism: Nannizzia gypsea CBS 118893
Lineage: Eukaryota; Fungi; Ascomycota; Eurotiomycetes; Onygenales; Arthrodermataceae
Exons: 2
Coding region: 1-846 (281 amino acids)
Cellular component (GO): nucleus
Molecular function (GO): protein N-terminal-serine acetyltransferase activity; histone H4 acetyltransferase activity; histone H2A acetyltransferase activity
Source: RefSeq, a predicted model, not a curated record
AUGCUGGUUAAAAAGCGAAAAAGAAACUCAGGGCCAACGGUGGCCGCGGACUUGCCUCCACCCACUGAACGUCCUAUAAACAUACCAAAAACACGCAGGGAGGCAGAACCGAGUGUAAAAGAUCAUAAAUCACUUAUUGAAAGUGUUAAUUCGCUUCCAUUCAGCGAGUUUAUUCAUCGAUAUAUACCAUCAUAUGCCUUAGAUCUUACUAUCCGGAUCCCUGCCCGGUGCUCAGAUGACAUCCCCGGAGAGCCUGGACAUAUUACCUACUCAGUUCAGUUUUAUUCUGCUGCCUCAAUGCCUGAACCGUAUAUGAAUGCGUGCUAUGAUCUUAUAUAUCUCACCAGUUCAGCAGCAUAUAAGCAGUCAGCCUGCGGUUGGUCAGCUCGUAAAAAGAGACAAGAAAUGAAACUGCUAGACAUGCGGUAUAUGGUGCUUGUUGCCAAAAAAAAUCAUGAAGCCGAAGGUAGUUUGGCUAUGCCUACCGUUGGAGGUUUCUUGUCCUUUAUGGCUACCGAUGAAGACGAGAUACAGGUGCUCUACUGUUAUGAAGUUCACCUUGCCCCGGAGGUGCAGCACAAGGGUGUCGGAAAACACUUACUUCGAAUAUUCGAAGACAUUGGCAAAAAUAUCGGCCUUCGAAAAGGGAUGCUCACGGUUUUCAAAUCUAACAAGAGCGCUAUUCGAUUUUACGAACGGCUUGGCUUCACAGAAGAUGAGAAUUCGCCAAAGCCAGUCAAAUUGCGGAACGGAAGGGUGAAAGAAUACGAUUAUAUGAUUAUGUCCCAGCCGCUUACAAGUGAUAGCGGUGAGAGGAUGGAUAUCACGGUACCCGAUAUCAAUUGA